AUGGAAGAACCAGCUACCGACCCUCAAGCCCAAGUCUCUAGAGGCGAUCGUGAUCCGGAGAAGGGGCCGGAGAGCGCCGAUGACAACGAACAGGUGGACGCUCGGCAGCCUUUGAACUAUAAACCGCUCAGCCACAGGAAGCUGAAAGACUACAACGAGGGCCUGGCCAAGCGGGGGGUGGUGUACCUGAGCCGCGUUCCGCCCUUCAUGAAGCCCGCCAAGGUUAAGCAUCUCAUGGAGCAGCAUGGCGUCGUGACACGGGUAUACCUUGUGGAGGAGGAUCAGGCCAAUCGCCGCGCCAGAAAAAAGGCCGGCGGGAACUCUGGGAAGCGUUAUACCGAAGGCUGGGUAGAGUUCGAGGACAAGAAAAUUGCACGAGGUCAGUCUUUUUCCAGCGCUGAGAAAUUGCUAUUUACUGUAUGA
This is a messenger RNA of Ectocarpus siliculosus, 423 nucleotides long. The record is from the annotation of a GenBank genome assembly. NCBI's taxonomy places the organism in Eukaryota, Phaeophyceae, Ectocarpales, Ectocarpaceae.